Colletotrichum abscissum is the source of this 738-nucleotide messenger RNA. RefSeq lists its product as uncharacterized. The record is from RefSeq and is a predicted model, not a curated record. Lineage: Eukaryota; Fungi; Ascomycota; Sordariomycetes; Glomerellales; Glomerellaceae. The transcript is spliced from 5 exons. Bases 1 to 738 code for a protein of 245 amino acids.
AUGGGAAAGGGCAAGGGUGGAGGAGUUAUGAGCAAGGAUGGCGGCGACGGUGCUGCGAGGAACCAGAGGGUAGUGGGAGAAAAAGAGUGGGCGGCAGUCGUCGCCGGGGCGGACAAUGCGCUUCGGGGCGAGAUUGACAGCCCCGACUGGCUGUACCUGGCCAUGAUGGAGGAGUUGGCAGCAAGACUAGUGGCUUUUUGGGGGCCAUCGCCGGGCGUCCUCGACACUGAAGCAGCCUGGUGGGGGACGCUGGACUCUGGAGGCUUCUUCCCGUGGCCAUACUAUAAUUUCCAUGGCUUUCGCAAGCAAUACAUAAGAAAAGCUUCAGAGAUCAAGGCCACGAGCAUAGAUAGUGCAGGGGCCAACAGGGGCUGGGAGUUCCAGAAGCACGGACAAGACCUGGAUGGAGACGAUGACCAGGAGUGUCUUCCAGCGGGCGUGGAUCCGCACCCAGGCCUUUGCAACGUUGAAAUCACCGCGACCGGGCCAAUAGCCAGUGGAGAAGAGCUCGGCGAGGUCUCAUCCAGCCAGAGGUUGCCCGCAACGAAGCCGAAGUCCCUUGGAGUCCCUGGCGUCUCUGGGCGGGAAAAGAACGGGGGAAAGGGGUCUCGCACUGGUCUGCCUGGCCUGACUGGUCUUGAAAAGUCCUUGUUCGCCGCCCUGACUAAUGUAAAAUUUCCUCGCGCUACCACUGACCAUAGACCAGGCACGGAGAUGGCCUCUCUGGGCCCUGUGUGA